CAUUAGUAGUUUUUGUCGUGUAAAAAGAUGCACAAGUAUGAUUGCGUACAUUUAUUUUUCCCUUAAUAUGUAACAAUGAAAUACAAGCAGAGUCAUAUACAUUUGCUCUUUCAAUAUAAAAACUUACUGUGGGAUUGAAUAGAACUGCUAUUCAAGGAAGCAAGUAUAUAUUUUACAUGAAUUAUUUAUUCCCAAUUGUACAUGUACUUUUUGUUGACACAGAAAUACCUCUUACAUACGUCAGGUCCUCAGUUCAGUAAUUAGUGUACUUUUCAUUCUUAAGUCUUUUUCUCCCAUUGUUUCGUUAAAACGUGAGCACUUGGUAGCGUCAAGUGUUUGCGAAGUUAUACUAUUAGUGCGGUGCACUGAUGCUGUACAGGUAGUUCCACAAUAAUAAUAAGAUAUUAAUAGGGAUAUUUAAUUUUUAAUACCUACGUUUCUGGGGUGCCGAUUAAAACAACAGUUUUUUGCCUAUUAUGCUUAAGUCGUAUAGCUGAAACCUGUGACUCAAAGGACAGGGACGGUAAGGACGGAAAACCCUACCGUGUCCGGAAAUAAUAGUGCCUCGUCUAUUUCCCCGAGGUGUUUUGUUGUGACGAUCGAAUCCAGGCCUAUUUGUCUGACCUGUGGGCUAGGGAGAGUUGUUCUGCCAGAAUCGGAGUUACACCCACCUUCCUCGGGGGCUGUGUUGAACCCAGAACUGAGACACAUCCGCAGGGGACUCAGACACACAGAUCAGCCAAAACCGCUUGCCAGUCGCUCUCUGCUGUCUUUAUUCUCCUUUCCCUCCGACUUACUUCGCCGUUCGCACCAAUUGUAUCUGGAACCGGACAAUUUGGUUAAGCUGAUAUCUCAAUUAUCCAGUCUCUAGAUGUGACUUUACACUCGUUCCUUUCUGUUGGAUUGUCAGGUAUAAACUGUCUUGCUCGGUCCGUCUCUAUAGUUUCCCGGUGGAAUUUUUUUACCGCUUUGCUGUUUUCGCAUCUAUUUACUAAGCAUAUCCUUCUGUCUGCACACAAUUUUGUAUUGUUCUCAAUCUGCUGAAUUCCAAGGUAGUUUUCAAAUAAUGGUCAGAACCAUUUAUCAGUACCACUAACGCAAAAUAACCCGCCGAUGAGUAGUGUCAGAGACUUGCAGAGAGUAAUAAAGACCAUAGUGAUUCCAUCACACAUUAAACUGAAGCUGCUCAUUAGAUACACCCUAGAGGGUAAUCUUAAGGUGUUGCUGCAGUCAUUCGGUGUAUGAACGCUGCUGCCUAAAGUCGUCCUCUUGCAGCUGUCGACGCGUAGUUUACGACUCGCGUGAAACCCUGCGUUUUGCUUUUUUCCCUUUUUUUCGGGAAAACUGACGUUUGCCAUUUAUCGUUUAGAAUUUGACAUUAAAAGUUAAAGUGCCAACUUUAAAUAUCUCUAGUGCCAAAUAACGUUAAAUUUACUCGGCAGAGUUUACCCAUGAACAAAUGUUUACAUAUGACACUUGCCCUUAAAGGUAUUUGUAAUUUCGGUUUUUCCUGUAUGUGCCAUAUUAUUAAAUUAUGAACUAUUUCUGAGAAAAGAACACAUAAAAGGGAUUUAAGGACUAAUGAUUUAAUACAGUGUUAUGUAAAGAAACACGUUUGCAGUUUCUGCAUUAUUUAACUUACGUGAAGGGUUUUGCUCGUCAUAAAUGCAUAGCCGCUUUGAAAGGAUAUAAGUGGGGGGUGAAUUAGUUUCAUCAUUAAAUCAGUCUUAAUAUAUUCAACUUUAGAGAUCACAGAAUCCAGAUGAAACUAAAGUGGUUUUACAUUAUUGACCUAAACAGAAAGAAACUGGGAGAAAUAUAAAAAAAACUUUGCUAUAAUUUACUAAGAAUAGGCUGGAAGGCUUUGACAGAAACAUUGACAUUUGAAAAAAACUUUCUUUUCCCCCCCACUUUUUUUUUUCUUUUUUUUUUUUUUUUUUUUUUUAAGAACUACGGUGGUAUUUGUGGGAAUUUUUGAGAAUUGGGCAAGACUCUUUUGCCAAAUGUGGAAAAAGUUUACAGAAUUCAGAAGUUUACACUUUUAUUUGUAGAUUUACACAUAUUUAUUGGGGACUUGAAGCUGCAGACAAGUCAUAAAUCAGGUUGUACUUUAAAAUAAGCCUUUUGUAUAGUAACUUAUUUGCAGAAUUCUUUUAUACGUUUAAACAAUGUUAGCAUUUAGAAAUAUAUGUUUAUGUACGUUGAAUGGUGUUACUAAUAAUGGUAGUCACUGAACAUAGAGCAUUCCUCAAGUUGUGAAUUGCUAGUGCAUUAUCUCAACACUGUUGUAAUUGUCUUUUAGAACCUUAGGACACUUUUUUUUUUAUUUUAUUUGAAUGAAUUGUGUAGUCUUGCUAAAGCAGUCUGUAAUUGUGAACCCUAAAAUACUGUAGUCAAAAAAAAUUAUUUUCUUUGUAAAAUUAUCUAAACAGGACUUAGGUUUAUAAACACAUAUACAUUUAUGUUGUUUUACCUUUCUGUUUCAUCCCUUCAACUUUGUAAAUGCCAUUCUGGCUGACUGCAAUAGGGCACGCACCUAUUCUUUCACAUAAAAAUAGAUAUUUAAGGUUUGGGACCAUGGCACCCACUUCCUCUUCUAGAGCACCUUCCCUGUCCCUCCUCCUUUUCCUAAUUUCCGCUGUGAUUAUCACUGCUUCAACGAGUUCCACUGAGAGACCCACGGUGAACCACAGCCCCGGAAGCACUGGUUUACUCCUUCUGACCAUCCACAGCAACAAGCGGACUGCGUCGUCUUCUGGAAGGUCAAAACCACUCGUGCAGGUCGACGAGAAUCCUCCAAAACCAUUACCGCAAAUUAUGCUACCCAGAAACAUGACCGCAGAUGCACUUAAGCCUCCUCUUGGUGCUGCCCAGGUAGCACCCCCACCUAAACGACUGGUGGACGUGGAUGUCUGUAGAGGAUACUAUGAUGUCAUGGGACAGUAUGACCUCACGUUUAACUGCUCAAAGGACAAUUUCAUAUACUGUUGUGGAACCUGCCAUUACCGUUUCUGCUGCCAACAUCGAAAUAACCGUUUGGAUCAGAAUGCCUGCAACAACUACGACUCUCCUGUGUGGGCUAACACUGCGCCUCCUGUAACCAUCCCAAUUGACCAUCGUCCUGACCCGAACCUCGACCCUCUCCGACAGCAGUCCAGCAGCACAAUGUAUGUUAUCGGAGGAGUGAUCUCCUUCACGGUAGCGGUGGCUGUCGGCAUCAAGGUGGCCUUCCACAAGGCUUCACGGCGUCCCAGGAACAGAGAAAUAAACAUGCCCAGAGCAUUGGUUGAUAUGUUACGCCACCAGUCAAGUCCUGUUCAGCAAGGGGAGAGGAACAACAGCGUGGCCCUGGGCUCUGGUGGAAAUGAGGGUACCCUUGGACGGCCGCCUAAAAAUCUCUACACUCCAGGCGUACAGAGUAAAGACAACCGCAUUGGAAAUUUGCACCACAAUUUUAUCCACCUGCCUGGUUCCAGCCCCAAGCACACCGCUACCAUUGAGCGUACACCUCGUAUGAAUAAUGCCCAGAUCGCUUCUUCAGGGACCCUUCUUUCCAGCAAGCACAACAACACCUCUAGUGCUCAUCCUUCCUUCCAUCACUCUUUACACAAUCUGGCCCAGCUGCCCCCUUCAUAUGAGGCAGCCAUGAAACCAGAACUGAACAGAUACAGCUCACUCAAACGACUCGAAAAAGAUCUGGAUGACUACUCUGGCUACUACACCACCAAACGGCGUCCCAACAACGCCCCUCCAUCAUUCCACUCUUCCCAACACCACCUCCACUGGGGUGGAGACUACACCCUAGGGGGCAGGGGCACGGGCACCCUCCCUCUACAUGCUUCUCGCCCUCGAAUACAUACACCUUCUGGCCCUCCAGCAACUCCCAACCCGUACCCAUUACAGCCCCCUCAGUCGCAAUACAACCCCAACUUCGACACACUGUCGAAACCCCCAAGACGAGUGCAGUCCCAAGAACAGUUGCUGACAGUGGGGGAAGGAAAUACAUUAUCCAAGCUUUCAAAGAACCAGCAGCACCAGUAUUACAAGGCUAUGGCAGCUGCAGCUAAGAGUUCAAACACCCAGACCCUUAAGAAAUCACAAGAGAGGCUCCUUAUGUCCCCAGAUAGACUAGAAGAAGGGGUCGGUGGUGGAGAUGGCGUGGGCGAUUUAGGAGGCGUGACCCCAACUCUGCCUCGGCUUACUCAGCAUCAAAAAGCACAGUCUCAGCAAAAUGUCUGUGCCACCGCUACGCUUGACCGACACCGACCGAUCAAGAUGAAUUCCCACCCAACAUCAGGCAGGGAGCAGGAGAGGAAUGUAGCCAAGCCCACGCAAGGGACUGGAGCAGUUGGCUGGACAGAGGUCCCCAGCGCUGGCACGGGAACCUUAGGUCAUACUUCCAGGAGGUUAGCUUUUGCAACCAAGAGGCAGAACACUAUUGAACAGCUGCAUUUCAUCCCUGGCGGUGGCGGUGGCAGUGGCAGUGGCAGCGGCGGAGGUGGUGGCGGCGGCGGAGGAGGAGGAGGAGGGAGUGCAGGAAGCAGUGGGAAUCAAGGGCUGAGGACAGGAAGUAAGAAUGAAGUGACAGUGUGAGAGAGAAAUGGAUGGAGUACAGUGGUUUGGAAUGUAGGUAGAAUAUAGUGAGAGAGAGUGGAGAUGGACCUGGAGAAAAACAAUAAUAGAAAAAAGGAGCGUGAAGUAUCAGUAUGGACAGAGAAAGACAUGGAUAGACACAAAAGCAGGCAAGUAAUGAUAGACAGUUGUUAUAAAAGUAUAGAAGGAGAACAUGAUUCUACACUUUUUAUAUUUGUAAAAUGUCAGCCAUAUAUCUUAUCAAACCUGCCAUACAUUUUGGUGCCAAGAGAAAGGAUGGAUUGACAGCAUGAAUGUAAAUGAAAUAUGAAGUUGCAUCCUGACCGAUGGACAAGGGAGCCAAAUACAGUUUUUAUUAAUGUCUGUCUUUCAUUAUAUGUUUUGGAAAUAAUUACUCUAGAGCCAUAUUAUAAAACGAAGAAAAAGGAAGACUGGAGAAAAGUGUUUUCAGUAAUGACAGUAACAAUUAGGUUGGGGAGAAGAAGAGCGUGACAACAAAAAUCAUCCAUUUCUAAGGCAAGAUACUGAAUAAAGGUCUUCACGAUGACGUAAGAGGAUUUGGAUGAAGGAUACAGUACUGUAUAUAAUUUACACUGAAGGAUAUGGUCAGAAGAGACAGUACUUGGCUUCUAUGGAGAUCUUAUUCAUCAGCUGUUCACUGGAACUGAAAGCUGCUACAAUAUCCCAUCAGUAUAGAAGGCUAAAGAGAAACAUUUUUUUUCUGACUAUAUAAGUAAAGCCUGGUGAGAAAACAAGACAAAGAAAUUAGUUCUACCACCUGUCCUUUGUGUUAAUUGGAUUUUCUAUCACUUGAUCCAGAGAGCACGGAAGCCACAGGUUUAAUGUAACACAAAAAAUGAACAUAUCUAUCAUUAGUUUCCUGGAAUGAGAUGGCUAAAAAAAAAAAAAAAAUUGGGUAUUAUAAUAUCAAAUCCAUGAACCCAUAAAGGCAUGAUCUAAAUUUGCUGAAUCUGGUGUCAGCAAACGGACAUACACGCUUCACUGCUGUAUACUGUAAUCUGUUUUAUCAUUGGCUUGAAGGACUGACUAGUGGUCAUCAGCUACAACAGGUGAAACAAGAUGACGUUGCAUAUGAAAUGGCAAUAUGAGUAACUUUGUUUCAUGAUAUUGUACACAAGCGUUACUGCAUACCUUUCUUAGCAAUUUGGUCAUAUAAGUUAUAUGAAUACAACUUGGUAAAACUGUCUUAGGAAUAGGAGGCCUGAUCCGGUAGGUCACUGUUUCAUGCAGCUUGGCAAAAUAUGUGCUUAAAGUAGAAAAAAAGCACAGAAUUGCAGUUGGAGGACAGGCCUGACUUUUUUUUUUUUUUUUCUAUGGGAAAUUAAUUUAGGAAAAAUAUAAUUGAUGCUAUGUGACAGGCUGAGCAGUGAUUGGUUCGCUGUCAGCAAAUUCAAUCCAGGGAUAUGACUGUCAUAUGACAGUGCCGCACAAUAUUAUUUGGAUUGUAAACCAUCAGCCGCUGCUUUAUUGAGAACAGGUUAAGUCGGGAGAUUGAACACAGAGAUGUCUGGCACUUUAGUGAAUCCUGUUCUGCAGCUAUAAUUCACUUCAGCCAUUCACUACACUUGGAGAGUUGUAUGAUGAACACUUAACUACGCUAAGGGCUAUUCUGAAAAUCCUGUAUGUGUGUCUGUGAUAUAUACUUUACCUGAUACUUACAUUUAUUUUGUGUUGAUAUAGAUACUAAAUGUGAGUAAUAAUGUGGGUAAUAGAGUUUCUAAAUGUAAAAACAUAGAAUAUAUUCUGCAAAACAUUUCUAGAACGGUACACCUUGGUAAAACUCUGGCAUUGCACACAGAUGUUCAGUAAUUUACAGGAGAGAGGCAUAUUUCUGUUCUGUUUUGUGAGUACAUUUUCAGCAAAAAUAUAAAUAUUUUUACUAUAGAAUGAGAACUGAAUUUUGACUAAGUGGAGACAUGGAAAUAGUUUCAGUUUGAAACAGCUGAACAGCAUAUGUAACUGGAGGAAAAUUUUAUAACCAGAAAUUACUGCCAUCUGGACAUGAAGGUUGAAUUAUGCUAGAAACUGUGUGGUCACAAAAGCCAUUUCUUACUUGUGACUGGCUGAAGACAACUUGUUUGCAGUGGGCUUCUGUUGCCUCCUUCUGGAUAAAUGAAUGGUUGAUAUACUAUGAUAUAAAUUUUCAGACAGACAAUCUUCCUAUACACUUUAUGAAAUGUCUGUGUUUGUUAUAGUCAUUAAUACAGUUAUUAUUAUUGAUUAUUAUUAUCAUUACUCUUGAUUACUGUACUUAUUAUAGUUUUUCUCUGUGGGGUUCCUCAGUGUUUUCUGGUUUUUAAAUAUUUGCCACACUGAUACAUUUUAAACUUUGUAAUUCAAACAAAAAAAUGUUAAUGCGAACAGUAGGUGAAAUUUUUAUUAACAAAUGUUCAGUGCAUCAGAUUCAUGCUGAGAACCUCUGAGUUGAAUGCAGUGAAAAUUUGUCCAAUAAAAUAUCUGGCCAAAGUUAACUGACAGAAAAAAGCUUGGUGAUGUCAAGGUGAGUGGUGAAAAUAUCACACAGCCAGUUUUUGUCUUGGUGUGUUUCUCUGUGUAUGCAUGUGAAUAAAUGGAUCCGUCUAACAUACAACAUAUAGAGUUACAAGCAUCUUGAUAAAAACUGCCUUUUUCAGGGAAAUCAUAGAAAACUAA
Scleropages formosus (Asian bonytongue) is the source of this 7266-nucleotide messenger RNA. It is a transcript of the gene shisa7a, whose product is annotated as shisa family member 7a. Lineage: Eukaryota; Metazoa; Chordata; Actinopteri; Osteoglossiformes; Osteoglossidae. Bases 2503 to 4593 code for a protein of 696 amino acids. Gene Ontology annotation, biological process: regulation of AMPA receptor activity; regulation of short-term neuronal synaptic plasticity. The transcript is spliced from 5 exons. The record is from RefSeq and is a predicted model, not a curated record. Gene Ontology annotation, cellular component: dendritic spine membrane; AMPA glutamate receptor complex; postsynaptic membrane.